Messenger RNA from Notolabrus celidotus (New Zealand spotty), 2119 nucleotides. RefSeq names its product tripartite motif containing 13 (gene trim13). The transcript has 2 exons. NCBI's taxonomy places the organism in Eukaryota, Metazoa, Chordata, Actinopteri, Labriformes, Labridae. The coding region runs from base 573 to 1775 and encodes 400 amino acids. The record is from RefSeq and is a predicted model, not a curated record. Gene Ontology annotation, molecular function: zinc ion binding. Gene Ontology annotation, biological process: positive regulation of canonical NF-kappaB signal transduction; positive regulation of macroautophagy; innate immune response.
AGCUGGUGAGUGAUUCUUUUGGUCCAGUAGUUGCAUGUUACUAUGCGCUUGCAAAAUCUGUCACAGCUCUACUUCAGUACCUUGCCAACAGGAGCAACGUUAACGCGCGCCCUGUUUGUCGAUAAUUUGUCGCAUUGGAUUGGUUAGACGGCAGGAAUUCAGAGCUUCAGACAGCUAACCAGUGUUCUGCUUUAUGUAAUACAAAGCUAAGAGACAUUUGGUCGUUGCUUUAGACGGCGUUUGUAAAGUUAUCUAUUUUGACUGUAAUCCAGAGUGCUUUUGCAGCGCGGUUUGAAGUUUCUGUCAACACCAGCUGGUCUCAGAAAGACAUCAAAAGCAGGAUGUUACUUAACAUUAGAUGGGCAAGUGGAGCCUUUGACAGAGCUCGUGCCAACCUCCUUUUACGCGGGCACAGCGAUGAGAAUCGGUUUCACUUUCAGGAUGGGAAUACUCCAGAAACAGCUGGAACAUGACUACAUAAUCUGUAUCCUUUGCGAUGCUACAUUAUUUUCGUGUGUCAUUUAUUGCCUGUACUGCUUUAUGGGUCAGCAUCCUUCUGAGUGUGGGGUACCAUGGAGCAGCUUGAGGAGGAACUUACAUGCCCAAUCUGCUGUGGUCUCUUCGAGGACCCACGGGUGCUGCUUUGCUCACACAGCUUUUGCAAGAAAUGCUUGGAGGGACUCCUGGAGGGAACCCGAGGUCCAGCUUUCAGAACACCUUUCAAAUGCCCAACAUGCCGCAAAGAGAGCCCUCACAACGGCGCAAACAGCCUGCAGAUCAACUACUCUCUGCGCGGAAUAGUGGAGAAAUACAGCAAAAUCAGGUUCAUGCCUAAGAUGUCUGUUUGUAAACAACACUGCGCCCAGCCGUUAAACAUAUUUUGCUCCACGGACUUGAAACUCAUUUGUGGGUUUUGCGCCACAACAGAUGAUCACAGAGGGCAUAAAUUCUGCUCCUUGGAGGAGGCAUAUGAGCGGGAGAAAGAGGCGUUUGAAGAGCUGCUUCGCGGGGUGGAGAGCUGGCAAAGCGCAGACAUCCUGUCCUGCCUGGAGACACUACAAGCCAGUAAGAAAAAGGCGCUUCAGUCAGUGACCAAGGACGCAGAGAAGGUAACCGACUACUUCGACAAACUCAUCAGUGCCAUCGAAUGCAAAAAGAAUGAGAUCCUCUCCGAUUUCGAAACACUAAAGCUGGUGGUGCUGCAAGCGUACGACCCGGAGAUCACCAAGCUGAGCGCAGCGAUGGAGGAGCACAGACGGGCGCUCAGCAUCGCAGAGUCUUUCAGGAACGUCUCCGACCCCCUGUGUUUUCUGCAGCAGAUGCAAGAGUUUCGGGAGAAGUUAGGGAUCCUUAAGGAGACUCCUCUGCCCUCUCGCAAGGACACGGACGUCGGUCCACUCGUGCGUAAUUUCGAUGUCAAAAUGUGGGACUCGUUGAGGCUCAGAGAGAUUGACAAGAUUUCAGUUCCCCAUGAGAGUGGCUCCUACCGAGUGGGGGGCUCGCGGAUGUCAGUGACCAGAUGGAUCAUCUUAUUUCUGUGUGUGUUACUGCCAACAGUCCUGCUGCUGCUGCUGCAGCCGCACAUCCUUGCAUCCUCCGUGUCUCUGCAGAUCGAGCCGUUUCUCACUGCAGCCUCAUCGCAGAUUGCCCACACCGGUGUGUACCUGCGGGAAAUGACUGACAUGUACGCACGAUUAAUGGGUGCAGGUCAGGAAUGUAUUGUGAACUUUAUCGACUACACUGUCAGUUUUAUUGGCAGCUGUAAGUUGCAUUAAUUACAAGCCUGUGGCAUCUCUGACAGCACUCACAGUGACAGAUUGUUACAUAACCAUAACAAGUGAUCAGUGGAGUGCAUUUAAGAAGAGACACAGAUUCACCUUAGUAUGUAGAAAUUAUUUUUUAAUCAACAUUUAACUGUCACUUCUUGCAUUUUUUUCACACAAGCUUUAUCUUCAUUUAGCAAUAGAACGGACAAACCUCCACAUGAUUUUGCCUAUUUUACAUCAGGUAGACAUUUCAGAUUUCUAGCUACGAAUGUAAUCUCCUUUUUCUUAAAAUAACCAUGACACUUUUAUACUUGUCCACACAAUCCUGGUAAAUAAAACGGAAAAUCAAGUCA